UAUAUGUCUGAUUAGGAGGACUAAAUAAAUGGAGAUGAUAAUGAAAAUUAGGUUAAUAAUUCUCAAGAGAAGGAAGAAUAAGAAAAAAAGGAGUAUUUCAAAGAGCUUGUUGCUAGAUUGAAAGAAGUCUAGGCUUAAAUUAAGUAAACAAAGGCUGAUAUAGAAGAAGAGAAAUAAGUAUUCAUGUUAAGUGAUUAGAACCUAGUUAAGACAAGAGGCCACAACAAAAUUGGAGGAGAAAAGAGAUCAAAUCAAAAAGCUCUUGAUUAAAUAAAAUCAAACAACAACUGAUGUACAUUUGCGAAUAUUCAUUAGAAAGUUGAAGCGUUGAUUAGAGAGACACUUGAAAACCUUGUUCAACAGACUUUACAAAAGCAAUAGGAAUUGAGAGAUCUCAAAGAAAAUGAAAAAGAGAGAUCCUUUUUAAAUUAUGAAUUAGAAUUGCAAUUUAGAAAUUUAAGGUGCUGCUUUAUUUAAUUAAUAUAGAAAGUAUGUCAGUGAAGUUAGAUAAGAAUUGUAAGAGAGUGAUUAACAUGCUCAAAAAUUAAAAAUAUAAAUAUAAAAAUAAACUAAUACUAAUUUACUCUUAAGAACUGAUGUCGAUGAAAAAUCAUAAAAGAUAUAACAAUUAAAAUAGGAAGCUUAAUAAUUAAGAGCAACAAUAUAAAAUUUAAAUGAUGUUAAAAAGGUUAUAAAUAGAGUUUCAGAUCAAGAGUAAAUUAUUAUAGAAGGUAAUGCUCAGAGAAAACCCAGAAAUUCCUAUAAUAACAAGUCUGCCUCAUAGUAAAGAGUUAAUUAUAAUGCACAUGAAGUUGAUGAUAAUUUCUGGUAUGGCGAAAAGUAAUUAAAACUGCCGUCAGUUCAAUCGACUAGGAAAAAGUAAUGA
Paramecium octaurelia is the source of this 886-nucleotide messenger RNA. The record is from the annotation of a GenBank genome assembly. NCBI's taxonomy places the organism in Eukaryota, Ciliophora, Oligohymenophorea, Peniculida, Parameciidae.